CAUACAGUCGGCCCAAACGAAAUUUCAGCGGGUCUUCCUCUAGGGACAGCACACCCAGCCACUACAGGAGGCCUUCACACAGAUAUGAGAACAGUAGGAGCAGAUCUCCUGACUGCUGGAGAAGGAUGAGUGGGAGACAUUCUUCCAGCCGUAGCAGACGUUCCUCCAGCCGUAGCAGACGUUCCUCCAGCCGUAGCAGACGUUCCAGCCGCAGCAGACGUUCCAGCCGCAGCAGAUCUCCAACAAGUGUUUCCUCUUACUCAAGAAGUUAUUCCAGCUCACACCAUUCAUCCACUAAACGAUGGAGGAGUAGAAGCAGGUCUCCAGACUGGAGCAGGAGAAAACGAGAAAGUUCCUUUUCACCCUUUGAUAGACUUGGACAAGAUUUCAGCUCAUCAGUGAAAAGUAGGCUUGAUUCACUGCUAUCUACCAAUCAUCACAAAUAUGAUUCAAGUCCACCACAAAGACUUGACACUUCAUCUCAUGCCUACUCAGCC
Messenger RNA from Lymnaea stagnalis (great pond snail), 497 nucleotides. The record is from the annotation of a GenBank genome assembly. NCBI's taxonomy places the organism in Eukaryota, Metazoa, Mollusca, Gastropoda, Lymnaeidae.